Messenger RNA from Penicillium crustosum, 1791 nucleotides. RefSeq lists its product as uncharacterized. Bases 1 to 1791 code for a protein of 596 amino acids. NCBI's taxonomy places the organism in Eukaryota, Fungi, Ascomycota, Eurotiomycetes, Eurotiales, Aspergillaceae. The transcript is spliced from 11 exons. The record is from RefSeq and is a predicted model, not a curated record.
AUGGAUACACACAUGGAUCAUACGGAAAUUCCGGUGAUCGAAACCGAUGAACCGUUAUUCGAUGUUCUUCCCAAGCUAUUCAACUUUAUUAGCAUGGCCGUGGGUGAUAUGGCUUACUCGUUUGAGCAAAUGCUGUACGGAUCCCAAGGACACCGUCUUAGACAAUUGGUUCAUGCUUUAGCAGAUGAUACUCACAAUCCCUUCAUCAUUGUAGCGUUGAUGAUUCUGAAAUGGGAUUUCACCACUGCCACUGAGGAUGACUGGGGGCUUAAUGAGAGCCGCGGUGCAGCCUGCGAAUUUGUUGCCUGGCAAUUCCUGUGCCACCUGAACCAGCGUGAGACAAUUGAGUUUCUGUUAGAAGAGCUACCAACACCGCGGCGCGGUUCGGUAAAUAUCAUUGAACCCGAAGCAGGUAAUACUGGCCUGGCAUCUAUCCGAGGUGAUACAAGCCAAACUCAAAAUGAGGCUACUCCUCUCUUGCCAAACUCUUCUUUUUAUCGUCUGUUUGGCAAGAGGACCACGGAGACUCAGUCAUCUGGAACCUCACAAGAUACACAAACACGUGAGGAAAUCUAUGCCGCCCAGAGAUACUCCCAAUUCUUUGGUUUGAAUGCACUUGAGAUUGCAACGAUUGCCCAUGCGAAGAGAUUUCUGAGCCAGCGAGUUGUUCAAAAGGUGGUCGAUGGUAUUUGGAAUGGUGAAAUCGUUUUCUGGGAUUCCCUGACGGUCAAUUCAACCAAGAAACCUCAUAUUUUUAACAGAAGAACGUCUGAUCCAUACUCACGCCUGAGAGUACCUCUGUACCGGAAAAUCUUUGAAGCAGCAUUCUUCAUGUCCUUCCUCUUUCUCUACUACGCAGUCCUAGUAGAGAGGAGACAAGAGGCCGUGGGCAUUUUCGAAGCGGUGAUGUAUGUAUGGAUCGUCGCUUUUGCAUAUGAUGAAUUGAGUGGAAUCAUUGAUGCCGGAGUCGUUUUCUACCAAAUGGAUUUCUGGAGUCUUUGGAACCUGAGCAUAAUUGGCGUUGGAAUAGCAUUUGUCAUAACAAGGGUCAUCGGGCUAGCGAAGGGCAACGACCCCAUUAUUGAGCUCUCAUUCGACAUCCUAUCUCUAGAGGCUCUGUUUCUUGUACCAAGGAUCUGCUCGCUUGUGAGCUUGAAUUCAUACUUCGGCAGUCUAAUCUCCCCCAUCUUCGGCUAUGGCUUGAUGCUUACUUUCGCCCUCAUGACCAAUACUCUCAUUCUCUCAUCCUUAAUUAGUUUGAUGAGCAUGAGCCUUGAAGGGGUGAUGCGGCAUGCUCGAGAAGAAUACCUUUUCCAAUUGGCGAUUUACGUCCUAGAAAGCAGCAAUUCUCGACGACUAACAUACUUCAUGCCACCCCUGAAUCUUAUUCCCCUCCUCUGUAUCCGACCCAUGCGGCUUUUUCUCUCUGCUGGAACCGUUCGCCGUGUACGAAUUGUCUUGCUUCGAGCCACUCAUCUUCCGUUUGUUGCAUUGAUAUGGGCGUACGAGUCUAAAUGGCGACAGUCCAAACGACAGAACAGCCUGCUUCCUCCAAUAUCGGCACGUCAAGGAAUUUCUGAAAAUCCGACUGGCCCACGGUGCCAGGACCCACACCACCCCUCCGUAAUUGAAACAAGUCGCCUAGGCCCUGGAAAAGCACCCAGUGUGGAUCAACAAGCCGCGCGUGAGCUAGACAUGGGGCAGUUCGGGCAAGUACCGCAGCUUGCGGACCUGAUCGACACAAUAGAACGACUACGAACUCAAGUGGAUGCCAUUGCCCAACAAAAGUGA